Linepithema humile (Argentine ant) is the source of this 1046-nucleotide messenger RNA. NCBI's taxonomy places the organism in Eukaryota, Metazoa, Arthropoda, Insecta, Hymenoptera, Formicidae. The record is from RefSeq and is a predicted model, not a curated record.
AUCAAAAUGCUAAUCAAUUUAGUAAGCCACAAACUUCCAGGAAGAAAAAAUAUCGUCAUCCAAGUUAGUCGUCUCGACAUUCAGUAUUUCGGUGGAUUUUGCAUUGUCAGUAUUUAGCAGUUCAACGAUUGAAAUCGGGAAAUUGUUGAGAUUUUGUAGACCCGUACAUGAAUGCUUCAGAAUUUUUAACGACUCUCAGACGCGUGACGCAACUUCAUUAUACCGCUUUUUGCUUUUCAUCUCAUAAGCAACUGUUGAAAACAAUCCAUAAUUAUAUGCAAGGAUGUAUUCUGAAAAUAAUUUCGGCAAAGAUUAUCAGCAUAUCUAAACACGAACUACGAUUGCGUGUUUGUAACAACGAAAGAGAUCUUGAUGAAAGUUUGCGACACAUGACCGAAUAUCUUAUUCGUGAUAUCGAGAUAAUGUUGAUACGUGACAUGAUGCUUCAUUCACUUGUGAACAUAAGUAGAAUUAAAAAAUUCAAUGACUUAUGUAACGAAGAUAUUGUAGGCAGACAUUUUCCCAUAACUGACUGCAUAAAGCAAUUUUAUUUUUUUCUUCAGCUAGACCGUAGAAUUGUAGAUGGCAUUAACACCUUUUUGAAUUUCGGAAAGUACGGUCUGCCAAUUUUUAUUAUUCUGGGUCUUUUAGGAAACUGUUUGUCUGCUAUUGUGCUCUUCCGUAAAAAGAUGCGUUCUUUCUCAUCCAACCUCUACUUGGGCGUACUAACAAUAAGCGAUAUCGUCUAUUUGACAACAUUACUCAUUCAAUGGCUUGAAUUAAUGGAUAUAAAACCAAAAGAAAAUGAUUUGUUUUGGUUCAAGAUCUUUAUGAACUUUCUGAGCUUCAUUUCCGAGUUCCUGAGUGUGUGGCUUAUAGUAGCCUUUACCAUCGAGCGAUAUAUAGUGACGAAGUAUCCGCUCUUACGUCGAUCCUGGUGCACUGUCAAACGAGCAAAAUUCGUAGUGAUCACGCUGAUGGGAAUAGCGACUUUGCGCGGCAUUCUAUAUAUGUUUUUUGAUAUCAUAAUGAAUGAUAUAAUUUAA